AUGGGCAACAAGAUACGGAAAAAUGGAGGACCAAACGAGUCCAAGUCCAUCACUACAGAUGAGUGUUUUGGAAACAACGCUAUGGCAACACCAUCAUCUCAGGGUCUGGAUUUAAUCAAAGCAACAUUCCACGGUGAUGAGGCUCAUUCCCACAUCUUUGUGGUUUUAGGUGCAUCGGGUGACUUAGCCAGAAAAAAGAUCUACCCUACCCUAUGGUGGCUGUUUCGUGAUGGUCUCUUGCCACACAAGACCUUCAUCAUUGGCUAUGCCCGUUCAGACAUCACCAUUGAAAACAUUCGUUCAAAAUCGGAACCCUACAUGAAGGCAAGUUAUUGGCUUUUGUUUGUUUCCUGCGUUGUCUUGCUUAAUCGUCAACCCCUAUUGUUAGAUCAUCUUAAGCAGUUCCCCCCCCCCACAUCAAAUAUACAAGACUGCGUUAUGUUUAAUGCUGCAUACUAG
Messenger RNA from Dibothriocephalus latus, 459 nucleotides. NCBI's taxonomy places the organism in Eukaryota, Metazoa, Platyhelminthes, Cestoda, Diphyllobothriidea, Diphyllobothriidae. The record is from the annotation of a GenBank genome assembly.